AUGGAAAAGUACGAAAAGUUGGCUAAGAUCGGAGAAGGGUCUUACGGGGUUGUAUUCAAAUGCAGAAACAAAACCUCCGGACAAGUUGUAGCCAUUAAAAAGUUUGUGGCAUCUGAAGAUGACCCCAUUGUUAAGAAAAUAGCACUAAGAGAAAUCCGCAUGCUGAAGCAAUUAAAACACCCAAAUCUUGUCAACCUCAUUGAGGUGUUCAGGAGAAAAAGGAAAAUGUAUCUUGUUUUCGAAUACUGUGAUCAUACACUUUUAAAUGAGCUGGAAAGAAACCCAAAUGGAGUUGCUGACGGAGUGAUUAAAAGUGUAUUAUGGCAAACACUUCAAGCUCUUAAUUUCUGUCAUACACAUAACUGUAUUCACAGGGAUGUAAAGCCUGAAAAUAUCCUAAUAACUAAGCAAGGAAUAGUCAAGAUCUGUGACUUUGGGUUUGCACGAAUUCUGAUUCCAGGGGAUGCCUACACUGAUUAUGUUGCAACGAGAUGGUACCGAGCUCCUGAACUUCUCGUGGGAGAUACUCAGUAUGGUUCUUCCGUGGACAUAUGGGCCAUCGGUUGUGUUUUUGCUGAGCUCCUAACAGGCCAGCCACUCUGGCCUGGAAAAUCAGAUGUGGACCAACUUUAUCUGAUCAUCAGGACCCUAGGAAAACUAAUCCCAAGACAUCAAUCUAUCUUUAAAAGUAACCAAUUUUUCCAUGGCGUCAGUAUCCCUGAACCAGAAGACAUGGAAACUCUUGAGGAAAAGUUCUCUGAUGUUCAUCCUGAGGCUUUGAAUUUCAUGAAGGGGUGUCUGAAGAUGAACCCAGAUGACAGGCCAGCCUGCGCCCAACUCCUGGAGAGUGCCUACUUCGAUACUUUCCGAGAGGAGCAAAUGAAGAGGAAAGCACGGGGCGAGGGGAGAAACAGGAGGCGCCAGCAGAAUCAGCUGUUGCCUCUCAUACCAAGAAGCCACAUCUCCCACACACCUGAUGGAAGAAAACAAGUCCUCCAGUUAAAAUUUGAUCAUCUUCCAAACAUUUAGGAAAAUGUUCUUUCAAGUGCAAAGUAAUUUAAUAUGUACAGUUUGUACAAGUGAGAUAGGAAUUCUCAGUGUUUCAAAUGCAAAUAAGCCAUAUGAAAAUUAAGAUGCCUUCUACAAUU
Carlito syrichta (Philippine tarsier) is the source of this 1148-nucleotide messenger RNA. It is a transcript of the gene CDKL4, whose product is annotated as cyclin dependent kinase like 4. The coding region runs from base 1 to 1029 and encodes 342 amino acids. Lineage: Eukaryota; Metazoa; Chordata; Mammalia; Primates; Tarsiidae. Gene Ontology annotation, molecular function: cyclin-dependent protein serine/threonine kinase activity; ATP binding. Gene Ontology annotation, biological process: protein phosphorylation. The transcript is spliced from 9 exons. Gene Ontology annotation, cellular component: nucleus. The record is from RefSeq and is a predicted model, not a curated record.